Molecule: messenger RNA, 3023 nt
Organism: Rubroshorea leprosula
Lineage: Eukaryota; Viridiplantae; Streptophyta; Magnoliopsida; Malvales; Dipterocarpaceae
Source: the annotation of a GenBank genome assembly
GAGACAUAAGUCCUCCACUACUAAUAUUCACGCCAUCUCUUUCCCUUCUUCCUCCUCCGCACCCCGCAGGAGAAGAAAAGAUAAACUAUUUUAUAUAUAUAUAUAAUUCUCAAUUAAACCGUCAACCCCUUUCGAUCUUCACUUCCAUUUUGCUUGAUCUAUAGAUGGUUUUUUAGUUUUUGCUUCUGAUUUCCCGGAUGGGAGGAUUAUUGAAAUGAAUUGUCUAUCGGAUUCCUUGAUCACCAGCUUUUGCAUUGGCAAACACUCCUUUGUUUGUUUGUCAGCAAUAUGAAUUCUAUGCAUUUUGUUGCGUGCUGGUAUGGGGGUCAGAAGAUCUGUGCUGCCUGUUAUCCAUGGUUAAUUAGCUUGUGCUUGGCCUUCUCAAUGCAGUCUCAUAAGCGGGUUGUAGAUGAUAUGUGGCUGCCAUUAGUAGAUACAUAGCAUCAAUCAUAUUUGUAGAUUAGGGAUUUGGUCUUCUGGGAUUAGGAAACUUGAAUUCCAUUUGCUGUUAGAUAUUAGGUGUUGGAUUAGAACUGUUGGAGUUUUAGAUUGACAAAACUUAGCAGAACAUAGUGAGUUGUAAUGAAGUAGAUAAGGUGAACCUGAAACAGAUGGAAACUGAAGAGGAAAGAUAGUUUAUUCAGCUCAUUUAGAAACUUAGACAUACUUGUUUCUGCUAUCCUAGUGAUGGGGUUGCCUCAAAUUUCAUCGGACAAUAGUUCUGAGGAAGUUGAAGUAGCAACAAUGGGGACAUUUUUGCAAGGCCGACCAAGAUUUGCUGGUGUCAGCAGCUGUGAUUUAGAUGGAAUUCAGAGAGGUAGCAUGAGCCAAAUAGUUGGGGAUUCUUUCCGUGCUUCUUUGGGAGAUUUUCAGAGGAAAACCUCCUUGGAACUUUCUAAUGUUAAUGGGCUGAAGAUUGGUUCUGCCAAUACUGUUGGUUCAAGUGCCAAAACUGGACAGAAAACACAUAACCCUGUUUCUAGGAUUGUGGGUUUUGAAUCACAUGGAACUAAGGUAGUUGAAGGAGAUUCUUAUGCUCCUGUUCAUUCUUCUGCUGGUGUCAGAACUAAUGAAAUAGAGUCCAGUGGCUCAUUAGUCAGGAAGCGAUUAUUGUCUCCUCUAAAUACUAUGCUUUUCCCAGACCAAUUUACUAGUGAUCCUCUGGACAUUAGCUGCAGCAGUAAUCAGAUAAACUCCCCUGCUAUGAUGGUUCAUGGUAGUAGUAUUUCUGCGUCUCAAGACAGUAAGAAAGCAAAUGUUGGCAGUAAAAUGCAUUUCACUGCAUCAUGGUCCUUAUCUAGCUGCUUGGAACAAAGGAUCAUGCCUUUUGACAAUACCAGAACAGCAUCUAUGUUUUUCACAGAUGGUCCUUUGCUACAACACGAGGAGCCACACCUUUCUAGUAGUUGUUUGAGUUCACCUGGACUUGAUCAUCCCAAGGAACCAAGUAAAGUAGGAUCCCCAAGUGGUGCAAUUGCUAUAUCCUCCCAAAAGUUGAUCUCACCUCUUCCGUCUUUGUCACCUCUUGGUCCAAAGUUUUCCGAGAGAAUGAAAGCUGCAGGGUUAUGCAGGAAUGUUAAAAAUGAGAUAGAUGAUUGUUUUUCUACCCUGGCAAAUAUAGAACAGUCACUUGAUGGUUCUGACUCAGACAUUAUCUUUGCUAAUGAAGAAGAUGAAUUUGGGAUUGCAAGCAAAUCAUUUGAAGAUAUUAGUUUUUUCCACAAAGAAUUUCACCCAUCAUCCCUAGAAAGCUCUGCUGGAUUAAGGUGGCAUAUGGGUUCAGAAUCACCACCCACAUCUCAAAGCAUUAGGUUUAUUAAGGGUUUGAGUGGACUUCCGGUGAGGAGGUCCUUGGUUGGUUCAUUUGAGGAGUCUCUAUUGUCGGGAAGGUUUUUUUCUGGAAAAUUCAAUCAGAUUAAUGGUUUUCUUGCUGUACUAAGCAUUACUGGAGGUAACUUCUCACCACAAUCACAGAAGCUUCCAUUUUCAGUCACUAGCGUGGAUGGAGAUCGCUUUUUGCUUUAUUAUGCAUCCAUAGAUCUUCCUGGAAAUUCAUCAUCAAAUAAGUCCAGAGGCCAAAAACUGAAAAAAGUCCUUAGUAAUGAUGAUUCACAACGUGUUAGGAGCUGGUUACGCAUUCCUAUGAAAGGCCGCAUACAGUUGGUCCUUAGCAACCCAGAGAAGACACCGCUUCACACUUUUCUUUGCAACUAUGAUUUGAGUGACAUGCCAGCUGGCACCAAAACAUUCUUGCGCCAGAAGGUCACCUUAGCCUCUUCUGGUCCAAAUUCUACAGAGUUGAAACAGGUACAGAGUUUGGGUACAAAGGCCAAUGAAGGGUUUACUUCAGUAUCAAAGAAAAGUGAUCCUAAAUGCUCCAGCAUAGAUGGAAUGGAGACUGUUGGUUCUAUGGAACAUGGUGGUGGAUUUAAAGAAACUAAUGGAUCUGAUGGAGUGGAAUCCAUAGAUAUGAACAGGUGCAACAAUGAAAAUUGUAAGGGCCAUUCCUUUGUUGAUUCAUGGCAUGCAACUGAUAAGAAACCUUCCAACGGUUGUUCCAAGGUCAAUGGACACACUAGUGGUGCUGGAUCUCUUCGUUUUGCACUUCAUCUCCGUUUUCUGUGCCCUUCCCCUAAAAAAUGUUCUAAAUUAGUUCAGAGAAAUAAAUCCAACCCUGUAUCUGAAGCACAGAAGACUAGCUGUGACAUGGAUGCAGAGAGGAGGUUCUAUUUAUACAAUGACUUGAGGGUUGUGUUCCCGCAACGGCAUUCAGAUGCUGAUGAAGGCAAGUUGAACGUGGAAUACCAUUAUCCAGAAGACCCAAGAUACUUCGACAUCUAAAACUAAUUUACUCCUUAAUUCAUAAAAAUGUUGUUUCUCAUGCUGACGCUGUACAUAAUUUCACAUGUUUGGUUUACCAUUUCAGCUGAAAAUGGCACUAACCACCAUCAACCUGUACAUACCAUUUUAUUCUGAAAUAAUCUGAUGGGUGUGUUCAACUUCAAAAAAUAUUGUUGACCACU